Haplochromis burtoni (Burton's mouthbrooder) is the source of this 1160-nucleotide messenger RNA. RefSeq names its product ubiquitin-conjugating enzyme E2F (putative) (gene ube2f). The transcript has 12 exons. NCBI's taxonomy places the organism in Eukaryota, Metazoa, Chordata, Actinopteri, Cichliformes, Cichlidae. Bases 384 to 938 code for a protein of 184 amino acids. The record is from RefSeq and is a predicted model, not a curated record.
CUGCAGGAUAGUAGCUCUCGAGGACUGGGAUUGGGCACCCCUGGUUUAACUGCACAAUGAAUCCCUGGACGAUCUCAAUAUAAGAAAAAAGACAUACACUUUUAAAAUAAUGGACGAGAAGACGGCUGCCGCCCUGCGGAACUAUUUAUCAGCUGCAGUGUCUACACGGACAGCAGUAAGGGCGUCAUUUUUGAGGUUAUUUACAGGCGCACGGAGCUGCUACGACUCUCGGCUGGAGUUGCAGACUGCGGCCCGAGCAGAGGAGGGGCGGCUGAUUAUGGUGUAGCGCGGAGCGCUAGCUCUGAGACAGCAGGCAUUUGAGCAGCAGUGCAUUGCAGCACGGUGCACCGUGGUUUUGACAGUCAUAUCACAUCAGCGUAGCCAUGCUCACGUUGGCCAGUAAGCUGAAGAAAGAAGACGGAGGAAAGACAGGCCGUGCCUCCGGAGCCUCAGACUCCACCCACAGGGUCUCAAUCAGAGACCGCCUCCUUACCAAAGAAGUUGCCGAACUUGAAGCCAAUCUUCCUAGCACAUGCAAAGCCAGUUUUCCAGAUGAGGAUAAGCUGCAUCAUUUUCAGCUGGCAGUGUCUCCUGAUGAGGGUUACUACCAAAGUGGAAGGUUUCAAUUUGAAAUAGAUGUCCCUGAAGCCUAUAACAUGGUGCCUCCUAAAGUGAGAUGUCUGACCAGAAUAUGGCAUCCCAAUAUCACGGAGAAUGGAGAAAUCUGUUUGAGCUUAUUGCGGGAGCACUCUAUUGAUGGCACAGGCUGGGCCCCCACUAGAACAUUAAAGGAUGUGGUCUGGGGAUUGAACUCCUUGUUUACUGACCUUUUGAACUUUGAUGACCCGCUGAACAUUGAUGCAGCAGAACAUCAUCUGAGAGACAAGGAGGACUUUCGGAAUAAGGUUCAAGAUUACAUCAAGCAUUACGCCAGAUGAUAAAAGCAUUGGUGACCCGCUGCAGCCUGCACCAACUAACCAAACUGCUCUACCUUGCCUCUGCUUCUCUUGGCCAACUCCCCUCCCACAUGUGUGAAUCAGCAGCUGACUCUUUGACUCGUACCACUCCCCUCCCUCUCGACACCACAGCUCUGGCGACGCCCCGCCUCUUCUGUUCACCCAAUUGCAAUAAACUUCACAUCGCAGGAAUGAAAUAAAAAA